GUUAGAGUUUUCCCUUUUCUUUUUUUUUUGUUUGUUCGAGAAAAUAGCGACCAACGAGAAGAGAGAGAGAGAGAGAGAGAGAGAGAAUGAGAAGGAAUCAGAAAAUGGAUAUUUGAAUUUACCAAAAGCUUCGAUCUUUGCAAGUUCUUCAAAAUCUUGAGAUGAUUUCGGUGAGCAGCAGCGAUGCUAGAAACGAAAUAGGGUUAGGGUUUGGUGGAAUUGAGGAAGUAGACAUGGAGAUGGAAGAAGAUGAGGAAGAAAGCACACAUUCUUAUGUCUCUUGCGUUGACCCUGACGUUGCUCUCUCUUAUAUUGAUGAGAAGCUCGAGAACGUGUUAGGACAUUUUCAGAAGGAUUUUGAAGGUGGUGUUUCUGCUGAAAACUUGGGUUCAAAGUAUGGUGGCUAUGGUUCGUUUUUGUCUAUGUAUCAAAGAUCUCCGGUUUGUAAGAGUCCACCACAAGUUCAAAACCAAGUGGUGGGUCAAUCUAAGUGCUCAGCUUCAUCGGCUGCAUCUGGUUCCACUUCAAAACCUCCUCCUCCUCCUCCUCCUGCCUCCGAUGUUUUGGCCAAGAUGAAAAACUUGGUCAAAUCAAGUAGUGAUAGCAAACAAAAACCUGUCACCAAAACCUCUCCUUCUCCUUCUUCUUCUUCUGCUGCUCCUCCAUCGAAUCAUAAGACAUUCAAACUCCGUAUCAAAGUUGGUUCAAGUGAUCUCUCAUUGAAAAACGUUUCAACCUAUGAUAGUAAACAAGGCCUCAAUAUGCCACCAUCAGAAGUUGAAGGAAGGUUACUGAAUGGGGUUCAUGAUUCGCCGACUAAAAUUCUUAUGGCUAUGGUGUCGUUCCCUUUGCAUAAAGAUCAGCUUUUGUCACCUCUCUCUGACGAUCUUAUUCAGUUGGGAAAGAAAGGAAACAUCACGAAAGAUGCACAAAAGUGUGUGAAGAAGGAAAAGUUAAAGUAUGUGCCACCGUCAAACAGGCUUGAUGGAAGUCAUAUUGGAUUCGAUACUGAAAAAGAGGCUGAUAAAGAGUCAUGCGAGGAGCUUGUUUCUAAGACUAUGAAGCUUCCUCUUUUGUCCUGUCUAUCACCGCCGUCAUCUAUCCACCGGGCAAAAGAGAUUGAUAAGAUAUCGGAUUCUUAUGUGGAGGGUACAUUAAGAGGGAUGAACAACACUGACCUAGAUGCAACUUCGAUGGGUUCAAAGCCUGAACUGAAAGAUGAUGUUGAGGGUACUGAAAGUGUUAACACAAGAAAAGACGUGGAAGAAGGUGAAGCAGUAAAGCCUUCAGGUAUUGAACAUGUAGAUUACUCUUCUGUGGUAACGGUUGGUAAGAGUGAGACAAGGAGUGAAGAGCAAAGUUUGAAGUCAAAACUUCCUAAAGCACAGAAGUCGCAAAGCAAGAAUAGUUUGAAAGGCAAGGAUGCUGCUGUGAAUAUAACUAACACGAAUGUACCAGAUAAAUUGCAAGAAGAUAUUGGAGGAUCAAAAGAACAAGAACAGAGUGUUCUGGUUCCUAAAGCUAAGAAAGAAAAGCUCUCAGAAGAAAGUGCAUUGAAGGAGAGUUUCAACAGUGUUAGAAAUGUUGAAGAGGCAUGGAAGUGUGAACCAGAUUCGAAGCAUCCUAUCAAGUCAAGUGACUUAUAUAAAGAUGGACACAACAGUAAGCAGAGUGUUAAAUCAGAAGUGAAAAAUAAGCAUUUUGUUGAAGGAGGAAUGAAGAAUGUGGGAAUGGAACCUGAAAGAGAACUUUGUAAGAAACCAAAGACUGGAAAAUCAAGAUUUUCUGCUGUAGACCAACCUGGAUCCAACAAAGCUAUGAAGGAUAUUGGUAAGGCUUCCCCUCACGAAGACAGAAAGAGGAAACGAAAGGAAAACAAAGAAAGUGGAGAUUGUAUGAGAGAAGCCACAGUAAUGGAGUCAAGUGGAGAGAAAGUUAGAAAGCAAAAGAGGCUUAAGGGUUCAAGUUGUGAUGUAAAGGAGUUGCCUGAAAGUUGUGAUAGGGACAGAGUAGUUACUCAGGGAAAUGAUAGAGAUAGUGUCCAAGAAGCCAAAGGUUCGCUAGCUGACUCACUAGCUCCUUCAGCCUUAGACCCACGUGAGCUUAAAUCAGAAAGAAUCUCAGAGCAGGAUGAACCCAAUGAUACUGCUGGUGAUACGCGGAAAAGAUGCCGAGAAGGUGAAGGUUAUAUCACUAUGGAUAAACCAGGAACAACAAAGAAGGCUGCAGAAAAUUUCAGGGACAGCAAAGAAGGUUAUUGCACAGAGAGUGAACCUCAAGAAAAGAAUAGAGAAGGGAGGUCAUCUGCAGCGUUGAAAGAGAAUCACAGGGGUACAGCGAAUGAAGUGCAAGAUCUUGGCGCUGCUGUUGAAGUAAAAACAAAAGAAAGCAGAAACAAGAGAAGACCUGCUAGAAAAGUGUCUAUGGAGAGUAAUAAAGAGGACUCAAGGGAACAUCAAGAUCCUAUUAAUAAGCUAAAUACAAAUAGUACAGACCAAGUUGAAGUCUUGAACCACGGCAGGGAGAUAUCAAGUGCAAAGACAAAGGUAAUGAGAAAUGAUAACCAUGAUGUUGGUUCAAGAAACCAAAAGCAAAACGGAAGUGCACAUAAUGAUCAUGUUGGCUCAAGCCCUUUGAAAAAGGAAAUUACGAGUCAGGCUGCAUCCAACUCAAUCAAAGAGGCUACAGACUUGAAACACAUAGCUGAUCGUCUUAAGAAUGCUGGGAACAAUCACGAGAGCAUUGGUUUUUACUUUCAGGCAGCGCUUAAGUUUCUUCAUGGUGCCUCCCUUUUGGAGUCCUCUGGCACUGAGACUGCCACACAUAAGAGCAUUGCCACAUCCAAGCAUAUUUAUGGCAGCACAGCAAAACUUUGCAAGUUCUGUGCACAUGAAUAUGAGAAAGAUAAAGAUAUGGGGGCUGCUGCUUUGGCUUAUAAAUGUAUGGAAGUGGCCUAUCUAAGGAUAACGUAUUCCUCCCAUGGAAACAUAAACAGAUAUAAAUCUGAGUUAGAAGCAUCUCUGCAAGUGAUUCCUUCAGGUGAAUCUCCUUCCUUUGCUUCUGAUGGUGAAAACCCAAACAAGACAUUGGCAGCUGAGAAGGUUGCCUUGUCCACCCCUGUGAGGUCAUCCCCUAAAGUAACUGGAAACCUUGUUCUCUCCUCAGGAAACAAUUCCUCUCUUUCACAGCUUUUGACUUUUUCGCAAAACGUAAGCCUUGCAAUGGAUGCAUCAAGAAAAGCACAGACCGCGUUUGCAGUUGCUAAAGGAAAAUCGUCUGACACCAGAUACAGCAGUAAUGGCGUAACAUCCAUCAAAAGGGCUCUUGAUUUCAGUUUUCAGGAUAUGGAGAAGCUGGUGCAUGCGGUGAGGCUUGCAAUGGAAUCCAUAAACCGGUGAUUAUUAUGGAUUAUGAUCUCACCUUUGUACAAGUAAGUUUAAUACCAUAGGGGCCAUACUCAGCGGCGAAAAGAAGAGAAGGGAAAACGACCUUUGAGUUUUUGCUUGAAGAUUAUAUAAACUUGUUUCACUGCGUUAUGUGUAUAGUGUUAGGAUAUUAUUUGUGAGUGACUUGAAGAAGAUUCAAAGUUAUCAUCAUGUGUUGUUCAUAUAUAUAACCAGUAUAAGAGAAUUUUAGGAUAACAAGGACUGGAACUAAAAUUACUCAACAUUUUUAGCAACUGUUUCUUUCUA
Molecule: messenger RNA, 3692 nt
Organism: Raphanus sativus (radish)
Lineage: Eukaryota; Viridiplantae; Streptophyta; Magnoliopsida; Brassicales; Brassicaceae
Product: cysteine-tryptophan domain-containing zinc finger protein 3
Exons: 11
Coding region: 162-3398 (1078 amino acids)
Source: RefSeq, a predicted model, not a curated record